This is a messenger RNA of Anolis sagrei ordinatus, 1989 nucleotides long. Its product is annotated as tropomyosin beta chain. Gene Ontology annotation, molecular function: actin filament binding. Gene Ontology annotation, cellular component: actin filament. The record is from RefSeq and is a predicted model, not a curated record. Gene Ontology annotation, biological process: muscle contraction; actin filament organization. Lineage: Eukaryota; Metazoa; Chordata; Lepidosauria; Squamata; Anolidae.
UUUCUUUCUUUCUUUCUCUCCUUGGUGUGUCCGCUCCGUCGGGGCUUCCCCUCCUCCUUCCGCCGCCAUGGAAGCCAUCAAGAAGAAGAUGCAGAUGCUGAAGCUGGACAAGGAGAACGCCAUCGACAGGGCCGAGCAAGCCGAGGCAGACAAGAAGCAGGCCGAGGACCGGUGCAAACAGCUGGAGGAGGAGCAGCAGGGCUUGCAGAAGAAGCUGAAGGGCACCGAGGAUGAGGUGGAGAAGUACUCCGAGGCCGUCAAGGAAGCCCAGGAGAAGCUCGAGCUGGCCGAGAAGAAGGCCACCGACGCAGAGUCCGAUGUGGCCUCCCUGAACCGGCGCAUCCAACUGGUGGAAGAGGAGUUGGACCGGGCCCAGGAGCGCCUGGCCACCGCUCUGCAGAAGCUGGAGGAGACCGAGAAGAUGGCAGAUGAGAGCGAGAGAGGCAUGAAGGUCAUCGAGAACCGUGCCAUGAAGGACGAGGAGAAGAUGGAGCUCCAGGAGAUGCAGCUGAAGGAGGCCAAGCACAUCGCGGAGGAGGCUGACCGCAAAUAUGAGGAGGUUGCCCGGAAGCUGGUCAUUCUAGAGGGAGACCUGGAGCGCUCUGAGGAACGGGCAGAGGUCGCUGAGAGCCGCGUCAGGCAGCUCGAAGAGGAACUCCGCACUAUGGAUCAGGCCCUCAAAUCCCUGAUGGCUGCAGAGGAAGAGUACUCCACCAAGGAGGACAAAUACGAGGAGGAGAUCCGGCUGCUGACAGACAAACUCAAGGAGGCCGAGACCCGAGCGGAGUUUGCAGAGAGGUCCGUGGCCAAGUUGGAGAAAACCAUUGACGACCUGGAAGAUGAGGUCUAUGCCCAGAAGAUGAAGUACAAAGCCAUCAGCGAGGAGCUGGACAAUGCCUUGAACGACAUCACCUCCCUUUGAGACCCCUCCUCACUUUGCCGGACCCCCACCACUGCCGGACCCCCACCUCCUCCUCUUUGUCCGUCUGUCUGUCCGUCUCUCCUUCCCUCUUUUCUUCCAUGGAUGCUUCUGCAGUGACCACUCUCCCUCUUCCCCUCCGGCCACAAAAGACCUCCAAGUGCCUUACUCUGUCUGUUUGUUGAGUUGGGGAGGGCAUGGAUCUUAAAGGGGGGGGGGGGUCUGCAUCUCUCUCCUUUUGCUCCCCCAUUUUGUGCCUUCACAAAUUGGGUUGGGGUCUUUGGCUUGCGGACUCCCAAAUUGAGUUGGGGGGGGGGUCUGGGGUUACGUGCAGGACAAGGAUCUCAAUUGGGGGCGGUCUGCAUCUCUCUCCUCCCCCUCCCCAUUCUGUGCAUUUAGUCACAAAUUGCGUCGGGGGUCUUUGGCUUGCGGACCCCCAAAUUGAGUUGGGGGGCAUCUGGGGUUAUGUGGAGGACAUGGAUCUUAAUGGGGGGGGUCUGCAUCUCCCUCCUCCCGCUCCCCCAUUCUGUGCCUUCAGUGCCUUUGCAAAUGGGUUAGGGGUCUUUGGCUUGUGGACCCCCAAAUUGAGUGGGGGGGGGGUCUAGGAUUAUGUGGAGGCCAUGGAUCUCAAUGGGGGGGGGUAUGUCUCUCCUUCCACUCCCCCAUUCUGUGCAUUCAGUGCCUUUGCAAAUUGGGUUGGGGGUCUUUUGCUUGCGGACCCCCAAAUUGACUUGCAGGGUGGGGGUCUGGGGUUACGUGGAGGACAUGGAUCUCAAUGGGAGGAGGGUCUGUAUCUCCCUUCUGCUCCCCCAUUCAAUGCCUUUGCAAAUUGGGUUGGGGAUCUUCAGCUUGCAGACCCCCAAAUUGAGUUGGGGGGAUUUCUGGGGUUACAUGGGCUGCUCCUUGCAAUUGAGGGGAGAAUGGGGAGUCCAGUUUAGACUCCGCCCCUGCUGUGCCCCCUCCCCACUCUGUCUGUUUGCCCUCCUGUCCAUCCAUCCGUCUGUCCGUCUGUCUACGGAGCAUCUCAUGACUCUCUUCAGACUUGGGUUCAAUAAAACGGUCUUUGCAAA